GUCUAGGGUCAGCGGCAUUGCCUGAUUACCACAGACAUAGUUGUCGAGUAGAAGGGUUAAACUGUUUUAAACGUACAUCUAUCCUAUCAUAUGGUUCCUAAGCCGAGCAAUUCUAGUAGUGGUAAUAUGACAACAGUCAGGCAUAGUGACAAGUGUCUCUCAUUCAAACAGCGAAAGUGUUUCGCUGUUAGGAAACAGGAGGUGGCAGAUAUAAAAGAAAAAUUUCCUAACAAAAUACCGGUAAUUGUUGAAAGGUUCUGUAAAGAAGUUAACCUUCCAGCUCUUGACAAAACUAAAUUUCUUGUACCACAGGAACUGACCAUGUCGCAGUUUGUUACAAUCCUUAGGAGUCGUAUGCAACUGAAGUCAAGUCGGGCUUUCUAUGUUAUAGUUAACAACAAAAGUAUGUCGAGCAUGUCAAUGUCACUGGCUGAGGUAUAUCAGGAUAACAAAGAUGAUGAUGGAUUUUUAUACGUCACUUACGCUUCACAAGAGAUGUUUGGGUCAAACGAAGAAAACCACUGAGGAAAGCUUGGAGUAUGGUUCGAAGAAUUAUGCCAACAUAGAGUAUUGGACAGAUGUUUGUUUCUGUAUAUUUAUAUAUAAAAUCUUACUCGAAAGGCGUAUAUGUACAUCUUCUCAACUGACGAUAGCUUGGCAAGGGCCACCAGAGGUUACCCCGUUGCUCUCGUUAGAAGUUCGAGAAGCUACCAUGACCCUGAAAAGCUCCAGCUGUGACGUCAAAGAAAAGAAACCCAUCAAGUCCAAGGUUAAAUAAAAGUUUCAAUACAGA
Molecule: messenger RNA, 793 nt
Organism: Limulus polyphemus (Atlantic horseshoe crab)
Lineage: Eukaryota; Metazoa; Arthropoda; Merostomata; Xiphosura; Limulidae
Product: microtubule-associated proteins 1A/1B light chain 3C-like
Exons: 5
Coding region: 91-525 (144 amino acids)
Biological process (GO): autophagosome assembly; macroautophagy; cellular response to nitrogen starvation
Cellular component (GO): cytosol; autophagosome; autophagosome membrane
Molecular function (GO): ubiquitin protein ligase binding
Source: RefSeq, a predicted model, not a curated record